Stylophora pistillata is the source of this 3695-nucleotide messenger RNA. RefSeq lists its product as uncharacterized. The record is from RefSeq and is a predicted model, not a curated record. Lineage: Eukaryota; Metazoa; Cnidaria; Anthozoa; Scleractinia; Pocilloporidae.
UUUGCUUUUAUUCCUUCUGCUGUAGACUCUCAAAAUAACCGGGUAAUAUCCCACGCUUCGUAUUCGCUUUCGCCGCCAUGUUGUAAACAAAAUGAAGCUUGUCCUCCAGUUCGCAAUGUCACUUGAUGCACGUCACGCUUGAAAUGGGUCUCUACAGACCUCUGUAAGCUUCACUUGUCACCACUGUAUCGGAUUGAGCAGGGUUUUGAUAACUGGGAUGUGAAAAUUUAUCGGUUUUGACGAAUCUGGGUGCGGUUUUCGGUUUUGAUCGAUUUCUUGCGGUUUUGUGGUUUUGGAGGAUUUGUUUCUACGGUUUUGUGGUUUCUAAUACACCCCAAUGUACCCCUCCUUUCUUUAUCUCGUCCGUUGCCUCCCAAGAACGAAUUCGUUUCGGAGGAAUGCCAUCAAAGAGGAUGCAAAGAUGUCCACUUGACCAUAACAACAUGCAAAUGACUCGACUUUUGUUUAACGAUCUUUGUUCGAUGCAUUGAGCAGGCGCAUCAGAGUGCGCCAACGCCAACAUUGAACGCAGAUAACUGUUCUGGUGUGGGUGUCGUAUUUAGCAGCAAGUGCGAGAGUAGUGUGUAAUCGCUUUCCUCAUUUAGCACUCGUCGUACAGUCUUAAACGGGAAAAUUGCCAGAUGAGCAUGCCGCCAAAGCCGGAUACUCCCAAAAGUGGAUCUAACGAACCAGAAGAGUCAGUAAAGAAUAUUACCGAACGGGCAGCAAGUUUGGAGAUCAAAGACAGCCAUGGUAAAGAUACAAAGCAAAGAAAUGACAAAACCCCUGAGAAUAAGAGCAAGGGAAAUAAAACGAAGAGAGGACCACAAAGAAAAUUGAAAUUUACGCAAAACGAUGGAGAAUAUAUGAAGGAUCACCCGUGGGAACCGGUUCGACCUAUGUCUGAAUACAUUUCCGAAUCAGCAGUGUACAAGGUGGACAAAAAUUGGAAACAUUGGGGUAAGGUCGAUUUAGGAAAAAUUUAUGAGCAUCUCCCUCAAUUUGUCAAGGAAAUGAAAGGCAAAACGUGUCGGCAAGAACUAGAAGAGGUAGUGGAACGUAACGAAAGCUUAGACACCGAAGGCUCAGAGACCGAGGCCUCAGCAAACGAAGACACAGAUGAAAAAGACUCAGACACCAAAGGCUCAGGGACCGAGGCCUCAGUAAACAUAGACACAGACAAAGAAGACUCAGACACCGAAGGCUUAGACACCGAGGCCUCAGACACCGAGGCCUCAGACACCGAGGCCUCAGACACCGAAGGCUCAGAGACCAAGGCCUCAGCAAACGAAGGCAAAGACAAAGAAGAUUCAGGAAACGAAGGGUCAGUAAACAAUAGCUCAACUAACAAAGACAUGAAAAGCGGAGGCUCGGAAACCAAAGCCUCAGAAAAUCUAACCCCGCAUGUAAAGGAAGUAGUGGACAAGCUAAGGGGAAAGGACCAGUCAAAGGACAAGCCAGAUCUUCCAAGGAAAGAAAAAGAAAGUUUCAGGGCUUAUUCUUUCCCACCGCAACAAGAACCGCCGCAAAAACCAAACAUCUGGUUCCUAGACUGCGAGUAUAUGUGCAAGGUUCAUUUACCUCAUAACACUUCACAUUGGCUCGACGAUAGCGACAAGAGCGGUAAGCGAAUUAGAGCAAUUAAGCCUGACAAAAUCAACCAAAGAUGGAUUUUUACACCUUCCUUUCGUCGAGCGAAGAUUGCUCUGCUGGAUUGGCCGGAAGAUCAAAUCCAGAACUCUGGAAACACAAUCAGGAUUCUUGUCGUAAGACCCACAGAAUUCGAAGAGUAUGUCAAGUACUGUGGAGACAAGUUUCACAUCAUCAGCCUACCAAAUGAUGAGAUUGGUGCUGGAUACCCCAGAUUGUGGAUACAAAAAAUUGCUCUACGAUUGAAGUUGAACUUCAUUUGGAUGAUUGAUGACAGUGUUCGGUGCUUUUACGAGUACCACCCAAAAGAUGGAAAAGGAACUAAACAUUCUCCAGAGAGACGGCGAAAGUUCGGCAUUGUUUUUCAAAGUAUUGAACAGUUCGUGCAGAGAGCCAAGUCCGAUGCUUCCCCCAUCGCAGCCAUGAGCCCGGGGCGAUAUAGGGGCGUAAAACCUACAAUGAAAAAACAAAUUGUUUGCCGUUCUCCACGGAUUGCUGUGUAUCUCAACCUCGAGGCUCUGAAGUCUAGGGACAUAUACUAUAGACCUGAACUACAGGUUCUCGAAGACAUGGUCUUCGGUUAUGAAUGUGAAAAAAAUGGUCUUAAAGUUUUCAUGGACAAUCGUAUUCACCUGCAGGAUAGAAAGUGGAGAGACACUGGAGCCAGAAGUAGUUCUGUACAACAGAAAAUGAAGGAGGAGUCCAAAGCCAACACCACAACCUGAUUGAACUUCCUACAUGUCCAUUGAACGUAAAGUAUGCUGUGAACUUUGCAGUGUUAUUUGCAGUUUUCGUUGGUUAUUGCAUGUAAAUCAAUUUUCGAUAGUACUUUUAAUGCAGUCUUAAGGAUAUUGAUUUUAAUCAAUUUUGAAGUCUUCUUUACUUAAAGGAAAAUCUUAAGAACAUUUACAAGAACACUUAUAUUUGUGAAGAGAAAAUACACAAGACAAUUUCUUCCAUAAUUAUGAACAAACAGUCAAAAUAAGUUAGACACCUUUUACAAGUGCUGCUGUAUAGUUCCACGUGAUAAAAAGAAGAGCCUUCUAAAAAUAACUUGAUUACCUGUUUCCUGGUGGAAGCGGAGGUCUUGUUGCCACACCAGGUGUUAGCGACAUUCCUUGAUCUCCACCCUCUGGGGUACUACUGAGAGGACCAAACAUUCUUCCUGCAAUAUCAAAGGGGCCUGGGGAGGGAAGGCCAGGGUAGAUAUUUGGCUAAAUUGAGGAAAGCUAAGAGUGCACAUGUUAUUAAUAAAUGCUAAUCUUUGUUUCAGUAAUGAGCUCUUGGUGUUUAAGACUGUUUACCCAAACAUUAUAUGUAGCUGGUUGGAAUGAUUGGCUAAAUGAUCUCAAUAAAGAAAAGUAACACAAGAAAAGAGAAAAAACUCAAACAAGAAAAUACUAAUGAUAAAAAAAAAAUGCAAAUCAAACAAAUCAAACAGACAAACCAAAAAAUCCAUUAAUUAUGACCAAGACAGUUCAAAAAACAAAUCAGAGUAAACAGAAACCUAUAAAGUAAUUUAAAGUAACUUGAAAUUUUGACCAAAAAUACCUAAUGUUUCCCUCUACUGAAUGGAGAAGCCAAGUUUCUAUUAAUAAACCUUUUUACAUUUGGUCUCAAAAAGUGGCUGCAUGAGCAAAUGUUCAGACAGAAAAUAUUCUAGUUCAAAGAUAAUAGCAAACAAUGGAUGAUGAACAAGCUCCUUCAGUUCGAGUCAACUCCUAAGGGCCAAGGAGAAGAUUUUCCUACAACAGCAGUGUUUUCACAACUUUUGAAAGUAGAAGUUUCACUGAAUGGAGUAGGAGUUGCAAGGCCCAAAGGGUCUUGCCUCCUAGGGGGGGUCUAGGGACAUGCCCACCCCAGAAAAUUUUGAUAUUCAAGACUCUCUGAGACUCAUUUUACAGUAUUUUGAGACACAAAUUAGCAGAUUUUAGACAUCCAGAACACUGGUAAAUCUAGAUGCUUUUAAUAACUCUGUCACAACAUUGCAUCUCUUUGGUUCAAUAAAGUAACUUUGAAAUAGCAAAGUUAAAUUGAAUUUUUAA